This is a messenger RNA of Daucus carota subsp. sativus, 1560 nucleotides long. Its product is annotated as chlorophyll a-b binding protein, chloroplastic-like. Gene Ontology annotation, biological process: photosynthesis, light harvesting in photosystem I; response to light stimulus. Gene Ontology annotation, cellular component: chloroplast envelope; chloroplast thylakoid membrane; plastoglobule. The transcript is spliced from 5 exons. The record is from RefSeq and is a predicted model, not a curated record. NCBI's taxonomy places the organism in Eukaryota, Viridiplantae, Streptophyta, Magnoliopsida, Apiales, Apiaceae. The coding region runs from base 232 to 1431 and encodes 399 amino acids.
GGAUCGUGGUGAGAAAAAUGAGCCAUUUAUAUUGGGGCAUUUGCUUUUGGCUAAAGCUGCUUUGGUUUCUGAUGGGGUUGAAGGGUUCGAGUUUCCUUCAACUGUAGAUGAGUUUUUGCAGAAUGAUCCGCCGCAGAGUUAGAUCGGCUCGUCUCUGUUCGACAUGGAAGCUCGUCUCAACACGUGACCUCGCCAGAGAGUUGCAACAACGUUUUUUGUUGAAUAUACUAAAUGGCUGCUGCAUCAAUGGCUCUUUCUUCCCCUGCUUUUGCCGGAAAGGCUGUGCAAGUAGCUCCAUCUUCUUCUGAGCUCUUCGGAAAUGGAAGAGUUUCCAUGAGGAAGACAGUUAAAGCACCAGUCCCCGACAGCCCCUGGUAUGGUCCAGACCGCGUCAAGUACUUGGGCCCAUUCUCUGGUGAAGCUCCAUCUUACCUUACUGGUGAGUUUCCAGGCGAUUAUGGCUGGGACACUGCUGGACUUUCUGCUGAUCCUGAGACCUUUUCCAAGAACCGUGAGCUUGAAGUGAUUCACAGCAGAUGGGCCAUGCUUGGAGCUCUUGGCUGCGUCUUCCCAGAGCUCUUGGCUCGUAAUGGGGUCAAGUUUGGCGAAGCAGUGUGGUUCAAAGCUGGUUCGCAGAUCUUCAGCGAGGGUGGACUUGACUACUUGGGCAACCCAAGCUUAGUGCAUGCACAAAGCAUCUUGGCCAUUUGGGCUACCCAAGUUAUUCUGAUGGGCGCUGUUGAGGGAUACCGUGUUGCAGGUGGACCACUAGGUGAGGUCGUGGAUCCACUUUACCCUGGUGGAAGUUUCGACCCAUUAGGUCUUGCUGAGGAUCCAGAGGCAUUUGCUGAGCUUAAGGUGAAGGAACUAAAAAAUGGAAGACUGGCCAUGUUCUCCAUGUUUGGUUUCUUUGUGCAGGCCAUUGUUACGGGAAAGGGUCCACUGGAAAAUCUAGCAGACCACCUGGCUGAUCCAGUAAACAACAAUGCCUGGGCAUUUGCCACUAACUUUGUCCCUGGAAACAAGAUUGCUGGUUCCCAGAUUUUCAGUGAAGGUGGACUCGACUACUUAGGCAACCCAAGCUUGGUCCAUGCGCAAAGCAUCUUGGCCAUCUGGGCUACCCAAGUUAUCUUGAUGGGUGCUGUUGAGGGCUACCGUGUUGCAGGAGGGCCACUAGGUGAGAUUGUUGACCCACUUUACCCUGGAGGAAGUUUUGACCCAUUAGGCCUUGCUGAAGACCCUGAAGCAUUUGCUGAACUUAAGGUGAAGGAGCUCAAGAAUGGAAGACUGGCCAUGUUCUCCAUGUUUGGUUUCUUUGUUCAGGCUAUUGUUACAGGAAAGGGGCCUUUGGAGAAUCUUGCUGACCACCUUGCUGAUCCGGUGAACAACAAUGCCUGGGCAUUUGCCACCAACUUUGUUCCCGGAAAGUGAGAUGUGCAAAUUUGAGUGUUUGAACUAUGUGGAUAAAAACUUUAGUGUCUCUCUUUUGGUCAGUUGUCUGAUGUAAAUAGAAGCAGCUCAAUUUUAAUUAUUAAUGAAAAGUUUAUUUGUUACCAGCAA